CCCCGCCCCCCCGGCCCAGGUGAGAAGACUCGCCGCGGCCUCGCAGCGACCCCCAGCCCGGAUCCCUGAUCCCGGAGCCCGAGCCCGGGAAGGCGGGGAGGGACAAGACUGGAGGCGGGUGCCCUGAAGUUUCUCUGAGAUGAGCAGGUGAUUUGGAAUCAUGGUGCAAAAGAAGAUUUGCCCUCGGUUACUGGACUACCUAGUGAUCAUUGGGGCCAGGCAACCAAGCAGCGAUAGUGUGGCCCAGACCCCAGAGUUGCUCCGGCGCUACCCCUUGGAGGACUACCCCGAAUUCCCCCUGCCUCCAGAUGUGGUGUUUUUCUGCCAGCCUGAGGGAUGUCUGAGCGUGCGGCAGAGGCGCAUGAGCCUGCGAGACGACACCUCCUUUGUCUUUACCCUCACUGACAAGGACACUGGGGUUACUCGCUAUGGCAUCUGUGUCAACUUCUACCGCUCCUUCCAGAAGCGGAUGCCCAAGGAGAAGGCAGAUGGGGGUGCAGGGCACCGCACAAAGGAAGGCAUUAAGACCACUUCUGCUCCAGAGGAGGCAAGCGCAGAGAAGUCAGAGAGUGGUCCUGCCUUGCAGCCCCCCAGUGCUGACUCAACCCCUGAUGGGAACCAAUCUCCCCGGGGCAAGCGCCGGGCUAAGGGGGGCAGCCGCUCCCGCAACAGCACCCUGACAUCCCUGUGUGUGCUCAGCCAUUACCCUUUCUUCACAACCUUCCGUGAGUGUCUGUACACCCUCAAGCGUUUGGUGGACUGCUGCAGCGAGCGACUCCUCGGCAAGAAGCUGGCCAUCCCCCGAGGGGUACAGAGGGACACCAUGUGGCGCAUCUUCACGGGUUCCCUCCUGGUAGAAGAGAAGUCCAGUGCCCUUCUGCACGACCUUCGUGAGAUCGAGGCCUGGAUCUAUCGAUUGUUGCGCUCCCCCGUGCCCAUAUCUGGCCAGAAGCGAGUGGACAUUGAAGUUCUACCCCAGGAGCUACAGCCUGCUCUGACCUUUGCCCUCCCUGACCCAUCUCGAUUCUCUCUGGUGGAUUUCCCAUUGCAUCUGCCCUUGGAACUUCUGGGUGUAGAUGCCUGUUUACAGGUGUUGUCUUGCAUCUUGCUGGAGCACAAGGUGGUGCUACAGUCCCGAGACUACAACGCGCUCUCCAUGUCGGUGAUGGCAUUUGUGGCAAUGAUCUACCCCCUAGAGUACAUGUUUCCUGUCAUUCCAUUGCUUCCUACUUGCAUGGCAUCUGCAGAGCAGCUGCUUUUGGCCCCUACUCCUUAUAUCAUCGGGGUCCCUGCCAGCUUCUUCCUCUACAAACUGGACUUCAAGAUGCCAGAUGAUGUAUGGCUGGUGGAUCUGGACAGCAACCGGGUGAUCGCACCAACCAAUGCAGAGGUGUUGCCCAUCCUGCCCGAGCCUGAAUCCUUAGAACUGAAAAAGCACUUGAAGCAGGCACUGGCCAGCAUGAGUCUGAACACCCAGCCUAUCCUCAACCUGGAGAAGUUCCAUGAGGGUCAGGAGAUCCCGCUGCUCUUGGGAAGGCCGUCCAGUGAUUUGCAGUCCACACCUUCCACUGAGUUCAAUCCCCUCAUCUAUGGCAACGACGUGGAUUCUGUGGAUGUGGCUACCAGGGUGGCUAUGGUGAGAUUCUUCAAUUCCCCCAAUGUGCUUCAAGGUUUCCAGAUGCACACACGAACUCUGCGCCUCUUCCCCCGGCCCGUGGUAGCCUUCCAAGCUGGCUCUUUCCUAGCCUCACGCCCCCGACAGACCCCUUUUGCUGAGAAAUUGGCCAGGACCCAAGCUGUGGAGUACUUUGGCGAAUGGAUCCUCAACCCCACCAACUAUGCUUUCCAGAGAAUCCACAACAACAUGUUUGAUCCAGCCUCGAUCGGCGACAAGCCGAAGUGGUACGCACACCAGCUCCAGCCGAUCUAUUACCGAGUCUAUGACAGUAACUCCCAGCUGGCCGAGGCACUGAGCGUACCGCCUGAGCAGGACUCUGACUCUGACCCCACUGACGACAGUGGCAGUGACAGUGUGGAUUACGACUCAAGCUCUUCCUAUUCAUCCCUUGGUGACUUUGUUAGUGAAAUGAUGAAAUGUGACAUCAACGGUGAUACACCCAAUGUGGAUCCACUAACACAUGCAGCUCUGGGUGACGCCAGUGAGGUAGCAUUUGAUGAGCUGCAGGGAAGCCAGGGGGAUUUGGACGAGCCUGGUCCGGACAGUGAGAAUUCCCAGGACCACCCCCAGCCUCGCUCCAGCUCCAGCACCACGGCCAGCAGCAGUCCCAGCACCAUCAUUCACGGAGCCAACACUGAAUCUGCUGAUUCUACAGAGGUGGGUGACAAGACAGCGACAGGAUUCUCCAAUCCUCUCCGCACUCUGCCCCCUGGUCUUGGCAAAUUCAGCCUGGAUAAGCGCGAGGCCGAGAGCGGAGGCCCCUCAGAGGGGCCGGGGCGCAAGCGCGACUACGACAACCCAUACUUCGAACCUCAGUACGGAUUUCCCACUGAGGAUGAUGAAGACGAUGACGAGCAGGGAGAGAGCUAUACCCCAAGAUUUAACCAAAACCUCAGUGGUAGUAGGGCCCAGCAGCUCCUUCGGCCCAAUAGCCUAAAGCUGGCAAGCGAUUCAGAUGCAGAGUCAGACUCUCGGGCAAGCUCUCCCAACUCCACCAUCUCCAACAACAGCAGCGAAGGCUUCGGGGGCAUCAUGUCCUUUGCCAGUAGCCUGUACCGGAACCAUAGCACCAGCUUCAGUCUCUCAAACCUUGCACUGCCCACCAAAGGGGCCAGAGAGAAGACAACACCCUUCCCUAGUCUCAAAGUAUUUGGGCUAAAUACUCUAAUGGAGAUUGUUACUGAAGCCGGCCCCGGGAGCGGUGAAGGAGGCCGGCGAGCCUUGGUGGAUCAGAAGUCAUCCGUCAUCAAGCAUAGUCCCACCGUGAAAAGAGAGUCUCCGUCACCCCAGGGGCGGGCCAGCAAUUCCAGCGAGAACCAGCAGUUCCUGAAGGAGGUUGUGCACAGCGUGCUGGACGGCCAAGGAGUGGGCUGGCUUAGCGUGAAGAAGGUGAGGCGGCUUCUGGAGAGCGAGCAGCUCCGUGGCUUCGUUCUCAGCAAGCUGACCCGCCUGGCGCCGGCCGAGGAAGGCGCCCCCCAGGAGACGAUCCCUGAUGUGGAGAUAAGCCGCAAGGUCUACAAGGGGAUGCUAGACCUUCUGAAAUGUAUGGUGCUGAGCCUGGAGCAGUCCUAUGCUAACGCUGGCCUCGGCGGCAUGGCCAGCACCUUUGGGCUCCUGGAGAUUGCCCAGACCCACUACUACAGCAAAGAGCCAGAUAAACGGAAGAGAAGUCCUACAGAUAGUGUGAACACACCAGUUGGCAAGGAUCCAGGCCUGACUGGGCGGGGAGACCCAAAGACCAUGGCCCAGCUGAGGGUUCCCCAGUUGGGACCACGGGCACCAAGUGCCACAGGAAAGGGCCCCAAGGAGCUGGACACCAGAAGUCUAAAGGAAGAGAAUUUUGUGGCUUCUAUUGAGUUGUGGAACAAGCACCAGGAAGUGAAAAAACAAAAAGCUUUGGACAAACAGAGGCCUGAGGGAAUUAAACCUGUCUUUGACCUUGGUGAGACAGAUGAGAAGAAGUCCCAGAUCAGCGCAGACAGUGGAGUGAGCCUGAUGUCUGGUUCUCAGAGAAGUGACCUGGAAUCCAGCGUUAGUGUAGGCCCAGCAGUUAUGAUCCGAAGCACAAGCCAGGAUUCUGAAGUUAGCACUGUGGUGAGUAACAGCUCUGGAGAGACCCUGGGAGCAGACAGCGACCUGAGCAGCAAUGCAGGUGAUGGACCAGGUGGCGAUGGCAGCGCCCACCUGGCAGGACUUCGUGCCACUGUGUCUGACAGCGAAAUUGAGACCAAUUCUGCCUCAGGCGCCAUCUUUGGCAAAACCCACAGUCUGAAGCCAAGUGCAAAGGAGAAAGCAGUGGGCAGCCCGGUUCGUCCUUUUGAAGACGUGAGCCAGCGUGUCUACCUCUAUGAGGGACUCCUAGGAAGGGACAAAGGAUCCAUGUGGGACCAGUUAGAGGAUGCAGCUAUGGAGACCUUCUCUAUGAGUAAGGAGCGUUCUACCCUGUGGGACCAGAUGCAGUUCUGGGAAGAUGCCUUCCUUGAUGCCGUGAUGUUGGAGAGAGAAGGAAUGGGCAUGGAUCAGGGACCCCAGGAAAUGAUCGACAGGUACCUGUCCCUGGGAGAACAUGACCGGAAGCGUCUGGAGGAUGAUGAAGAUCGAUUGCUGGCCACACUCUUGAACAACCUCAUCUCUUAUAUGCUUCUGAUGAAGGUAAACAAAAAUGACAUCCGGAAGAAGGUGAGGCGACUGAUGGGGAAGUCACAUAUUGGGCUUGUGUAUGGCCAGCAGAUAAACGAGGUGCUAGAUCAGCUAGCCAGCCUGAAUGGGCGGGACGUGUCUCUCCAGCCAAGUGGCAGCCGUCACAUCAAGAAACAAACAUUUGUGGUGCACGCGGGGACAGACACCAGUGGGGAUAUCUUCUUCAUGGAGGUGUGUGACGACUGUAUCGUCUUACGCAGCAGCACGGGCGCGGUGUCCGAGCGCUGGUGGUACGAGAAGCUCAUCAACAUGACCUACUGCCCCAAGACCAAGGUGCUGUGCCUGUGGAGAAGGAGCGGGCCUGAGACGCAGCUCAACAAGUUCUACACCAAGAAGUGUCGGGAGCUGUACUACUGUGUGAAGGACAGCAUGGAGCGUGCUGCGGCCCGACAGCACAGCGCCAAGCCAGGUCCAGAGCUGGGUGGUGAGUUCCCAGUGCAAGACAUGAGGACGGGCGAGGGUGGCUUGCUUCAGGUUACGCUGGAGGGGAUCAACCUUAAGUUCAUGCAUAGCCAGGAGCGGAAGGUUUUCAUAGAGCUGAAUCACAUUAAAAAGUGCAAUACAGUUCGAGGCGUCUUUGUCCUGGAGGAAUUUGUUCCUGAAACUAAAGAAGUGGUGAGCCACAAGUACAAGACGCCAAUGGCCCACGAGAUCUGCUACUCCGUGUUGUGUCUCUUCUCUUAUGUGGCUGCUGCUCGGAGCAAGGAGGCUGAGGGCAGAAGCAAACCCCCCCGGCCAGUCUCUAGCUGAUGGAGGAGAAUUUGGCAGCGGCCCCUGCCCAGGGCCAUCUCCUCAGCUCUCGCUUCCCCUGGAGUGCACGUUGAUGUUGUCGCUGACACUGGAUAGUUGUGUUCACUCUAAGCCCCGUCCCCGCUCAGCGUGGGCUCCAGCCGUGUGUGUUCGAGUGUGUGUCUGUGUGUCUCUCUCUAGCGGGGCCAAGCUGACCUCCUCCUUCCCUGCUAUGACCCCCUACUCCACCCCAGGCCCCCCAGGCCUGCUCCCUAGGGCUACAGUCUGUAGGUCUCUCUGUGGUCUGUUGGCUUCCAGAAACUGGGGAGUGGCCACAUGCGUGUACUGCUCUUGUGUCCUUGUGAAGUGUGUUCUGUGUUUCCCUUUCUGUGUCCUUGGCACUUUAACCCUGCAGGGAAAAUUCCUGCCCCUGCCUAGCAGGGGUCUGCCCCCGAAGACCCUCUGAGUGUACACCUGGUCUUCUGGGAUAGCUCCCUUCAUUGGAGAAUAAGGAUGCCCUGAAGCCCUCCCCUGCCCACCAGGGGGUAGGUGAAGGUGGGGACUCAGGAGGGGCUGGUGGCUGGAGGGGUAAUCAAUCAUGCCCCCUCCCCCACUGUCUUUCUCAAGCCGGCGGCCCCACCCCAGCUGCCCCCACCUCCAUUAACCUCCUGGAGCAUUCAUUGGCAUGAGGGACUUGAGAGUGGUGGGGUCACCUUGGGCCCAGAUACCCGUGGCUAUUCUGCCCGGAUGGAACCAGAGGGGGCUGAGGAGGGCCGAGUUCAGUGUAAAUAUUUGUCUGCAGAUGCUGCCUACCUGGGCUGUUGGGGCAGGCAAGAGAUGGGUGUAAAUAUGUCUGAUCUGCGUUAUUUAUAGAUGAUGUACAGCCGUGUAUGUGAAUGUGAAAUAAACGUCCUUCUCUCCCCUUGACUCCCCAGA
Molecule: messenger RNA, 6043 nt
Organism: Dromiciops gliroides (monito del monte)
Lineage: Eukaryota; Metazoa; Chordata; Mammalia; Microbiotheria; Microbiotheriidae
Gene: MADD
Product: MAP kinase activating death domain
Exons: 37
Coding region: 161-5128 (1655 amino acids)
Biological process (GO): regulation of apoptotic process; regulation of Rab protein signal transduction
Cellular component (GO): cytosol
Molecular function (GO): guanyl-nucleotide exchange factor activity
Source: RefSeq, a predicted model, not a curated record